UCUGUCCGUGUGUGGGCAGCUUCAAAGGAAUGAACGACGCUAAAGAGGCAGUGCUAAUCCAGUUCCUAUAAUAUUUCCACGCUGCUGAGGUGUGCGGGUGUUUGCAGAGAGCAGUCCGACUUCUCGUCCUGACAUGUCUGAGCCGAUUAGAGUUGUGGUGACCGGUGCAGCCGGGAACAUUGCCUAUUCCCUGUUGUUCAGCAUUGCCAAAGGAGAUGUGUUUGGCAAAGAUCAGCCAAUCAUCUUGCUCCUUUUGGACAUUACACCAAUGUUAACUGUCCUCAAUGGCGUCGUCAUGGAGCUACAGGACUGUGCUCUUCCACUUCUGAAAGAGAUUAUCGCGACUGAUAAGCUUGACGUGGCCUUCCAGGACGUGGAUGUAGCCAUCUUGGUGGGCUCCAUGCCUCGGAGAGAGGGCAUGGAGAGGAAAGACCUGCUCCAAGCCAAUGUGACAAUCUUCAAGAGCCAGGGAGCUGCUCUGGAUAUGCAUGCCAAAAAGACUGUCAAGGUGCUGGUUGUAGGAAACCCUGCAAACACCAACUGUCUGAUCGCAGCCAAGUUUGCUCCCUCCAUUCCCAAAGAGAAUUUCUCCUGCCUCACCCGUCUGGACCACAACAGGGCUCGCUCUCAGGUAGCGAUGCACUGUGGCGUUCCUGCCACCCACGUGAAGAAUGUGAUCAUCUGGGGUAACCACUCGUCGACCCAGUACCCAGAUGUGCACCACUGCCUGGUCAAUGUAUCUGGUAGUGACCUCCCCUGCUUCGAUGCAGUCAAGAAUGAUUCAUGGCUCAAAGGAGAUUUCAUAACUAUGGUGCAGCAGAGAGGCGCCGCAGUCAUCAAGGCUAGGAAGCUGUCAAGUGCCAUGUCUGCCGCCAAGGCCAUCUGUGACCACAUGAGAGACAUCUGGUUUGGGACCCCUGAGGGUGAGUUCAUCUCCAUGGGAGUUUACUCUUCUGAUAAUUCAUAUAAAGUCCCAGAUGACCUCAUCUACUCAUUCCCUGUCCAGAUCAAGGACAAGUCCUGGAAGAUUGUGGAUGGCCUGGCCGUCAGUGAUUUCUCCCAAUCCAAGAUGGAUGCUACAGCAGCAGAGCUGGUGGAGGAGAGAGACACAGCUCUGGGUCUCGUGGGAACAUGACUAGACCCUGCUGGGCCACCACGCUCCAAGACUCCAGAUGCACGCCUGUGAUAAAGCACUCCCAACAACCCCUGCACUAGUGUCUACAUCUUCGUGUGUGUGUGUGUGUGUGUGCCCUAUGGGAAAGAGUGAGUCGGUGUAAUGUUUUGAUUUGAUGUGAUUUAUACUUGUGUGUUGAAAGGCUAUACAGUAAAAACUUGUGUUACAGUGGCAUUUUCCAAAAAAAUGUACAGCAGAUAUAACUGGACAAUAUUGAGUUAGGAAAGCUUGGUAGUCUUUGUCCUUCAUAGUCCUCAGACGUAUCCUGUCAUGACAUGGCAUAGGCCUCCUUUUCAGUAGACAUCAGAAACACCUUUGGCCUGGAUGUUGUACAUCAUAAUGCACAAGUAUAUCUCCACCUCACAUACAAUAUACUGAAUUGGUGACCAUUUUUUUCCAAAUAUUUUUCUGUGGGGGUAAGUGA
Solea senegalensis (Senegalese sole) is the source of this 1598-nucleotide messenger RNA. It is a transcript of the gene mdh1ab, whose product is annotated as malate dehydrogenase 1Ab, NAD (soluble). Gene Ontology annotation, cellular component: mitochondrion; cytosol. Gene Ontology annotation, biological process: malate metabolic process; tricarboxylic acid cycle; oxaloacetate metabolic process. Lineage: Eukaryota; Metazoa; Chordata; Actinopteri; Pleuronectiformes; Soleidae. The transcript has 9 exons. The record is from RefSeq and is a predicted model, not a curated record. Bases 134 to 1135 code for a protein of 333 amino acids. Gene Ontology annotation, molecular function: L-malate dehydrogenase (NAD+) activity.